Molecule: messenger RNA, 866 nt
Organism: Raphanus sativus (radish)
Lineage: Eukaryota; Viridiplantae; Streptophyta; Magnoliopsida; Brassicales; Brassicaceae
Exons: 2
Coding region: 1-765 (254 amino acids)
Source: RefSeq, a predicted model, not a curated record
AUGAUGGACAAACCAGCAAGAAGGAGGUCAAGACCUCGUCCUCGUCCUCUUGAGACUUCUGGUGCUACCAUACUCGCCACGGCUCGCGUCGUUUACACAAGAACCAAGACUCCGAAGAAUCCAGCCUCUUUCCUUGUCCAAAAACUCUUCCAGCUCCUUCUCUUCUUGUCGUCCAUGACAAGUCCCUUCCAUCGUCACCUUCUAUCCAUUCUCUAUGUAGCCGACGAUCACAUCCUUGCGGCGCAAGACACGGUCGAAACUUACUUCCCUUCUUCCACCUUCGCCUUCCUAAAGAUCUCCGAAAUGCUGAUCGCAUCAGAGUCUCUCCCCGAGAAACUCGACGCGGUUCUUGAGAAGCUUCCAUGUUUGAUGAGCAGAGCCGCGUGGCUAGACUGGAUGCUGCUUCACGCUAUUUAUUGCCUUGAUUCUCUUGUGAACGUGUUGGAACGUUGGAGAGAUAAGAACAAGGGGGCGAAUGAGAAAGAGAUCACGGUGUAUAGGAGUUUCAGCAGAACAGGAUCAAACUUUGUAGAGGAGGAGGAAGAGGGGAAGAAAGUGACGUACAAGGAGGCGUUACAGAGAGGAAGCAGCGGAGAAGAUGGUGGGGGAAGCACCGGUCGUAGCAGCAGCAGCGGCGGCGGCGGCGGAGAUCCUAUUUUGGAAAUGUUUGAGAACGGUUGGAUCACGAAGCCAAUCAAAAGAAGUAGCAGAAGCGCUGAUUCGCUCACUUGCUCUCGUUCUGAUUCCUGUGAGACCACUACAUGAGUUCUUUUUAAGUCUUUUGUCUUUUUUUUUUGUUAUCUGUAGCAAUUAUAAGGAUGGGUUUCACAACAGCAGCAACAACAACACAAACCAAUAAAAACUAU